Molecule: messenger RNA, 828 nt
Organism: Chlorella variabilis
Lineage: Eukaryota; Viridiplantae; Chlorophyta; Trebouxiophyceae; Chlorellales; Chlorellaceae
Exons: 6
Coding region: 1-828 (275 amino acids)
Source: RefSeq, a predicted model, not a curated record
AUGGCCGCCGCCCAGCUCUCCGCGGCACGCUGCAGCCGCGUGAUCGGCUCCCGCCAGGUCACGGCGCCCCGCAGGCUGCCAGCGGCCUCCAAUGUGCGCAAGCUUGUGCUGAGCCGGGUGGCCCAGGUGGAGGCCAACUCCUCCGUCAAGCACACCGAGAAAGCCGAGAAGAAGAAGCACAAGGAGGAGGAGGAGGAGGAGCUUGAGGGCAGCGAGGACGACGGUCUGAACCCGCAGCAGGCAAGGCCCCAGAGCCCAGCGCCUGUGCCGUUGCGGCGUGUGGUGCCGUGGGCGACCGUUGAGUCCUUCCUGUCAGUGCUCUGCGAGGAGACCGACAUCGCCGAGGUGGAGCUCAAGAUGGGCAGCUUCAAGAUGCGCGUGCGGCGCAGCCUGAACGGCGCCGCCGCCGCCCCCGCCGCGGCCGCCGCGCCGGCCGCCGCCGCGCCCGCCCCCGCCGCCGCGCCGCCGGCGUACGUGCCCGAGGCGCCCGCCGCGCGCCCGGCCGCCGCCGUGGAGACUGUUGACGAGGAUGAGAGCCUGCUGGAUGUCACCGCCAACAAGGUGGGCAUCCUGCGCCGCGGGCGGUACAUGAAGGGCAAGCAGGUGGGCAAGGGGACCAUGGUGCAGCCGGGCGACCAGGUGAAGAAGGGGCAGACGCUGGCCUUCAUCGAGCAGCUGGGCACGCACUGGCCGCUGGAGGCGCCCCAGGCGGGCGAGGUGGUCGAGUUUCUGGUGGACGAGGGGUCCCCCGUGGAGUACAAGCAGCCGGUGCUGGUCAUCGCGCCCUUCUUCGGCGGGCACAUCAUUGGCGACCGCAAGCAUGCCUGA